This is a messenger RNA of Sphaeramia orbicularis (orbiculate cardinalfish), 3571 nucleotides long. It is a transcript of the gene ptger4a, whose product is annotated as prostaglandin E receptor 4 (subtype EP4) a. The transcript has 2 exons. Gene Ontology annotation, cellular component: plasma membrane. Gene Ontology annotation, molecular function: prostaglandin E receptor activity. NCBI's taxonomy places the organism in Eukaryota, Metazoa, Chordata, Actinopteri, Kurtiformes, Apogonidae. Gene Ontology annotation, biological process: inflammatory response; negative regulation of inflammatory response; cellular response to prostaglandin E stimulus. The record is from RefSeq and is a predicted model, not a curated record. The coding region runs from base 336 to 1664 and encodes 442 amino acids.
CAGAAGCCAGAAGGCAGAGCCACAUUUCAAUCGGUGUCUGUUCCCUGCUUUUAUCUUCCGUUCUGGUGAGUGAAAUCUGCUUCUGUCCUGCAAAGGUAAAGUAGAGUCUGAUAGAAAACACUGAAACUGAGGCAGCAGUCGGAGGAUGCUGUCUGAAUGUGUCUGAAAGUUUGGAGAAGUUUUUUUUUUUUUUGUAGAUCAGGUGCAACCUGUUUCUUCAGUUUGUGAAAAUGUUGCUCAGUUUUUCUUCAAGUGAAGAAAAGUCUCCUGCUCUGGAGUGGAAAUACUGGCGUUAAGAGUCUUCAUUAAUCAAAGUCGUUUUCAAGGACGCAGCAAUGAACAAUCAGACGGGGACUGGGAGGACCAUGGUCCCGACCAUUCCUUCUAUUAUGUUUAUUUUCGGGGUGGUCGGGAAUGUCAUUGCUAUUGUGGUUUUGUGUAAAUCUAGGAAGGAACAAAAAGAAACCACGUUUUACACUCUGGUGUGUGGACUGGCUAUCACAGACCUCCUGGGCACACUGCUGGCCAGUCCGGUCACCAUAGCCAUUUAUGUGAAAGGAUCGUGGCCCGGAGAGGACCCGCUGUGCCAGUACUUUGGAUUCACCAUGCUGUUCUUCUCCCUGGCGGGGCUCAGCAUCAUAUGUGCCAUGUCGGUAGAGAGGUACAUCGCUAUAAACCAUGCCUACUUCUACAAUGACUAUGUGGACCAGAAGUUGGCGGGUUUAACUCUCUUGGGUAUCUACAUCUCCAAUGCGUUUUUCUGCGCCCUGCCGAGCAUGGGCUUUGGGAAGGUGAAGAAACAGUACCCGCAGACGUGGUGUUUUUUGGAGUGGAGGAGCAACGUGACCAGCGAUGCUGUCUUUAAUUACAUGUAUGCGGGUUUUAGCUCUCUUCUUAUCCUCGCCACUGUUAUCUGUAACGUGCUGGUGUGCGUAGCUUUGAUCCGGAUGCACCGGCGCUACGUGCGCAGGAUGUCCCUCGGAACUGAUCUGGGGCGCAACGUGGACCCGCGGAGGAGAGGGCGCAGCUUUGGUCGUCUGGCCGGUGCAGAGAUUCAGAUGGUCAUUCUGCUCAUUUUCACGUCGGCAGUGAUCCUCAUCUGCUCAAUUCCACUUGUUGCACGAGUGUUCUUAAACCAGCUCUAUAAGACUCCAGUGGAGCUAAAAGUGGAGAAAAACCCUGACCUACGUGCCAUACGCUUUGCCUCCUUCAACCCCAUUCUUGACCCUUGGAUCUACAUCCUUCUCCGCAAAGCUGUGCUCCUUAAACUCAUUGAGAAAAUCAAGUGUUUGUUUUGCAAAAUGGGAGCAAGGACACAACAGAGACAGGGAAACUUCCCCUGUAUAGACACUCAUCAGCUCUCCUCCAUCAUCUCUAACAGGGACUCUAAUUCUAUGGUGUCCCGUGACCUGCGGGACAUGACCACCACCUCCCAGAUCUUCCUUUACCUGCCAGAGGGAAGUGAGGUGUACACCGGAAGCUGUCACUUACAGCUUUCAGCCAAAGACUCACAAACAUCUUAUUCAUCUGAGCAGGGCAGCGUUGAAGCUCAGAACAGAGAAGAAACAAAUGUGAUCAGGGACCUUUCAGUUUUGCCCUGCCCAAAAGACAGAGCGCUUCAGGUGUCACUGAGUACAGAGGCAGUGGAGGAGAAAUGCAUUUGACUUAUCUGUUAUUAAAGGAUUACUCUGAUGGACACUAUCUGGGUGAUCUUACUUUUAAACCUCUAAAAAAAAAAGGGACAGGCACAUAAAAAUAAUAAAAUAAGUUGUGAAGGUGGGCACAUGCGAAAUAUUAAAAAGAAACUUGAAGUCUUGUGAGUUUCAGCUUCCCUGUGUUGUCUGUUUCAGCACCCAGCUACCUCAGUAAUGACUGCCUCUGCCUCUGGUUGUGUGACCAGAUUUUUGUCACUUUGCCUUAAACAGAUGUUGUUUUAAUGGAGAUGACCCACUUCUUCAUGACUCGAGUGUCAGUGUUGGAAAAGCUAUCUUUCCUUAUUCACUUACUUACUUUGUAUCACUGUGGAAACCUUUACUGUAAAGUAGCUUAGGACAGUAUUUUAGAAUAAUUGAGUCACAAGCCUGUGAUAAAUAAAAGCAGUGUUUAAUAUGAUCCUUAUGAGUAAUCUGCAGUUGUUAUGCUGAGUAAGGGUCAUUUUUUGGAACAAAUUGUAUUGUGCAGAGCUUUCAAGGACAUAUUGUGGUAGGUUUAUGACUAAUGUACAGUGAUUUCGUGUGGUGAACAGAGAGAUUUUGUUCCUCUACCAUUGAAUACUCUCAAAUAUGCCAAUUUAAGUAAAAAAAAAAAAAAAAAAAAAGACUUUUUUCCACCUUCCACUAAAAGAACAAACAGUCCUGCAUUGUAAGUUAACACAAAUUAAUAGUAGGCAAAUGUUGGCCAUAUUUUCCUUAGCCACAGAAAUUUUUGUGUAAGUCAGCAGAUUGUUUUUGCUUGUUGUGUACUUAAGUACUAAAGUAUUUCAACAGCGGUUUGAGAAAAUUUUAUGUUAGACUAGAAAACACCCGUCCAAGGUAAACUCCUCACAACAGCAUACAAUUUACAGUAUGAAAUGUAUGUAAAUUUGCACAAGAUUUUAUUUUAGAUUCUGGAAAAUAAAAAUAACACAAUUAAUAUUUUAAAACAUAUGUGUAUAAAGUCAUGAUGUGGUACAGUGAUUUUUGGAAAGUCAUUAGCUGUGACCUUGACCUUUGAUCUGUCCAGCUUAAACUUUUUGUGGCACUCAAUCAAGAAAGUGUACACGUAUGUGGUAAAUGCGACUCAGAGUUUUGACUGAGGUGUGAUUUUUUUGCUCCAUUUUGAGUUGAAAUCUUGAAAAUGUUCCUUUGUCAUGACCUUUGACCUAUAAUGAUGAAAAUACAAUCAUCUGUCUAAUCACACACACGAAUUUCAAGAUGAUCUGUCUAAAACUGUGGAGACUAAAGCUAACAGACAAACAAACUACAGUCAAAUCAUAACCUCUUUGGUGGAGGUAAUGACUGUGUGAAAUAUGUACUAUAAAUGUAUUCUUCUCUAAGAGAAGGCUUUAAUCAUUAAAUCACAACUCUGAACGUCCACCUUAUGAACUGUUCAUGCACAAUUAUUAAAUGGAGUUGUAUUUCAUCAAAUUCACUAAUGGUUUUCUUCCAUCACAAGCUAUGAUCACAGGUAUCCAUAAAAACACUCAAAUAUAAACAUCAUUAUGAGUUUGGGGUGAAAGUAUUUAUGCCUGAAAAGUGAUUGCAAUGAUUGUGUAUUAAUUGUUAUUCUUUGUUAAUAUGAGUCAGUAUGUGUGUGCUGAAUUUUUGCAAUGGAUUUUUUAAUGUGGUAUAAUAUUUCUCCUUUGACAGUGCCAAUGUCUUAUCACUACAUGAACUUCUGAACUGCUGUUUGUAUGAGCUUUUCUAACUCUAAUAAGCUUUAUGUCUUAGUCUCAGCAGCUCAGAAACACAUUGUUUGCUUCCCUUUCUUCGUUAUCAAAUCUGGUUGUUGCUGAAUGUCAUGUUCUUGCCAUUAAAUGCUGAAACUCAUGCCCUUCGACACUGUACAGUAAAAUGAUAUUUGGCUCAAAGUA